UGCCUGGCGUCAUACAUGCAGCGGCUAGGCAUUGUCCGAGGCGAGAUUCUGUGCAUACAACGUGCACUAUUUUUGGAGGGAGGGACGGCGGGACGGAGCGCCAAGAAUGACAUAUGCGCUGUGUGCCUCUGUGCCCAGCGGCAGGGGAUUGACAUGCCAUUGCUAAUCAGAAAUACACAUGUGCGUGUUGUUUAUUUUAGGCUCGCCGUACUAUUUUCGCAACUUCUCGCUGAACCAACUUGUAUACGAGCUGCCCGAGAGUCUAAGGAGCCGGCGCGAGGAAAUCAAGAGCCGCCUGGCGCCCGACGAGAUGCUGCUGUCCAUCAGCCAGUUCCCGCUGCUGGGCGCCGGCUCGUACAUUGAGGACCAGGGCUCGCUCGACGGACCGCUCCUGCACAGCAAGCUGCUGUCCGACGACACCCUCAAUGCAGUGCCGCCAUUCACCCUCGAGAUCAACGGGAUCAGCGAUCGGCGCGGCGAGGUGCCGCUGACCAGCGUGCCUGUCUUCCACGAUACCAACACGCCGUGGCCAUUUGUCGACCCGAUCCUGGGCGCCUCCACGCCAGACCGCGCCAAUGGCCGCGACUCCGCAUGCAUGCUCGGUGAUGCGAAGCCGCAGGAGCUGCUGCCUGGGCCAAAUGCGGCCAGCGGCGCUUCGGAAAACUUUGACAGUGACGCGGUGUGCCCCGAGGGCGAAUCGACCGACAGCUGUCUGUUCCUGGACUCGCCGCUGUUUGGAAUCGGUAGCGGCGGCGUUCUGCGUGUCACAAUGUGCGCUGCUGACCUCGAGGAAGCCCGCAUCCUCUACGACAAUCUGGCGCCAAUGAGCGCUAUCAUGCUAGCCCUCACUGCUGCCACUCCAAUCGUGCGGGGACACUUGACCAACCGCGAUUGCUACUGGAACACACAGUGCAGCGCUGUCGACGACCGCUCGGCCCAGGAACGCGGAAUAGUGCCCAUCACGACGGCCAAGGGCAUGCUCCACAAGUCGCGCUUCGGCACAGUUGAUGUUUUGCUCAGCCCCGGCCCACGCAGCGCCGAUCUGUCGUUCCGGCCGGAAUUCAACGACGGCCAGUACAUGUACGACGACAACUCGUACUGGAAAAUGCGCGAGGGCGGAGUCGACGACCUGCUGGCCAAGCAUGUCUCGCGGCUGUUCAUCCGCGACCUUCACUAUGCCUCCGACCAUCUCCUGCAGCAGACAAAGAAGGACAGCAAGGCCGAGUCGAACGGCCAGGAGCACUUCAAGCGCUUCCUCGGAUGCAACCGCCAGAACGUCUGCCUGUACCCGCCCAACAUCAAGACCGGCAGCGGCUGGGAGGUCGAGUUCAUGUCGCUCGAGGUCCAGCUGACCGACGAGGAGAACGCCGCGCUCAUCACAUUCAUGGUCCUGCUGAGCCGCGCCAUCCUGUCGUUCCGCCUCAACCUCUAUUUGCCUAUUUCGAUGAUGGACGAGAAUACCGACCGCGCCCAGAGGGUCAAUGCUGCCAAGGAGCAGGUGUUCCUGUUCCGCCGCGACCUGUACACGGGCCGCGACGGCAAGUCUGGCGGCUCCGGUAGGAUCUGGCGCCGCAUGGCUGCUGCCGCUGCCAAGGACGCGCCCGCUGCCAGGAGGGGCCAGUCGGGCUUCAUGGUCAGGGACCACCGCGCCCCGUCCUCGUCGACACUCGUCGACAGCCAGCCAUACACCGCAGAGUACAUUGAGCUGACGCUCGACGAGAUCAUGAACGGUGCGCCGCAGUUCCGCGUCGUCGGUCUCCUGAACGCCGUGCGCUCGUAUCUGAGCUCCCUGCAGCUGGAGCUGGACGUCGAGAUCAAGCUGCGCCAGCAGCUGAAGCUGAUCGAGAACCGUGCCAAGGGACAGACAUCCACCCUGGCCGCGUACAUAAGGGGCUUUGUGCAGAAGCACCCAGACUACCGCCAGGACUCGAUCGUCCCGCCGUCUAUUAACUACGACCUUAUGCGCACGCUUCAUGACAUCGAGGACGGCAAAAUCAAGGCGCCCGAGCUCCUGGGAUAGUUCGCCAGCCCCCCCCCACUGCACCAGCAUCUCUUAUAUUGAUAUCCACCCCACACACCCACACAUCUCCACACAUCUCCAUCUGUCUAUUUACCUGCA
Molecule: messenger RNA, 2119 nt
Organism: Linderina pennispora
Lineage: Eukaryota; Fungi; Kickxellomycota; Kickxellomycetes; Kickxellales; Kickxellaceae
Product: GCS-domain-containing protein
Exons: 3
Coding region: 179-2020 (613 amino acids)
Biological process (GO): glutathione biosynthetic process
Cellular component (GO): glutamate-cysteine ligase complex
Molecular function (GO): glutamate-cysteine ligase activity
Source: RefSeq, a predicted model, not a curated record